GCUUUUUGGACCACAGAGACUGCCUGAGCUGCAUCUAUCCAAGCUUUCUGUUCUUCAUUGGGCUGAGCUCACCCUUCUCCCCCAGCCAACAGGACCAUGUCCACCAGCCUGACCACUUGUGAGUGGAAGAAGGUCUUCUAUGAGAAGAUGGAGGUGGCAAAGCCAGCGGACAGUUGGGAGCUCAUCAUAGACCCCAACCUCAAGCCCAAUGAGCUGGGCCCUGGCUGGAAGCAGUACCUGGAGCAGCAUGCCUCAGGCAGGUUCCACUGUUCCUGGUGCUGGCACACCUGGCAGUCUGCCAAUGUGGUCAUCCUCUUCCACAUGCACCUGGACCGUGCCCAGCGUGUUGGCUCAGUGCGCAUGCGUGUGUUCAAGCAGCUCUGCUACCAGUGCGGCACCUCGCGCCUGGACGAGUCCAGUAUGCUGGAAGAGAACAUUGAGGGCCUGGUGGACAACCUCAUCACUAGUCUGCGCGAGCAGUGCUACGACGAGGAUGGUGGCCAGUAUCGCAUCCACGUGGCCAGCAGGCCGGACAGCGGAUUGCACCGCAGCGAGUUCUGUGAGGCCUGCCAGGAAGGCAUCGUGCACUGGAAGCCCAGCGAGAAGCUGCUGGAGGAGGAUGCCGCCUAUACCGACGCUUCCAAGAAGAAGGGUCAAGCUGCUUUUAUCUCCAACUUCUUCUCAUUUCGCUGGUGCCUGUUCUGGGGCGCCCUCUGCCUGGUCAUUGUCUAUCUGCAGUUCUUCCGAGGCCGCUCUGGCUUCCUUUAGUGGAGUGGGGUAAGGGUGGGGAGAAGGGACACAUGGUGUUGGGAGUGAUUUGGUCUUCUGAGUCUGCUACAGGUUGAAUCUAUGACUCUAGUCAUCUACAUACUGCUCACUAGUCUGCACUAGGAGAAACUUAGUGGUCCUUCCACUAAUUUGAUAGCAACGGAAGGAUUUUAGAAGGACUGGGGAUUUUGGAAGCUUGAUGGAGUAUAGUGUGAGUCCGAAAUCUACAGCCACCACCUCCAGCAUUUUACUUUUAUGUUCCUGUCUUUAGGUCUCAUCUGGACCCAGUCACAUCCUCAUGCUUGCUUUCAGCUUUCUCUAAUUGCCCACUGCAUGUUUUCCCUCAGAGGGAGGAGCGCCACCUCCAGCCUCCAUCGGAUACACAAGGAUAGCCACCCAGUCCUGCCCCUACCAUUCUGAAAUGCUGAGGAUUUCACUCUGGCGCUAGGGCUGGGAUGAGGGUGGAGGUGGGGGUGGGAGUGGUGGAAGUAGGGGAGGAAGCUGAAGGGGUUGGAAUGGUCAAGGGCCCAUUGUUCAAUGGGCUAGCUAUUGGCCAUAUGUGGCUGCUCCAAUUUAGAUUAAUUAAGACGAAAUAAAAAGUAUUCCUUAGUAGUUCCAAACUUAGUUGGGUUUAUACAGAAUUUGUCCCCAUAGGGGCCGUUGCUCAAAGGGUGACUUCUAGGAAGAUGAACACCUAGGAUUUGGGCAUCAAGUGCUCCCAGAGGACUUCCACCCUCUGCUUUGUCUACCCUGGGAGCCCCUAGGCAACAGGACAGAAAAGAGGAGGCGCCAGCCUGCAUCUCUUGCUAAAAUCUGCUUUUGUGUCUAGAAAUAGUUUGCCAAAAUUCUGUCAAGAAAAUAGAUCAUAUCUCAGAGGGUCAGUAAAGCCAGGCUGUCUGACCCUUGCAUCAGAGGGAGGGAAUGCGGCUGAGGAUGGAUGUGAGGGCAAGGACGCUAGAAUACGUGAAGAGACAGAAGGCCACGAACACUUCCAGAAGCUUGUGUUCCUGGGGGAAACAAUGAAUUCUGCAUUUUCAUGUUAAAUUGGAGUGACUGGUCCCUGACUCGGCGCCCCUCCCCCACCUGCUGCCGUGAUUUACCUCCUCAGAACUGAGAGGGAGUAGGUUCUAUUUGUUUCCAAGACUUGUUUCCUCAUUAGUCCAUGGGAAUCUCAUUUCUCCGACCCUAGACCAGGCCUCCACACUUUACUACCAAAACAAUAACUGUUCUUCUGUUUGUGAGUUCCUCAUGUGACUGCCACAUUUUACAGUCCUCUCUUUCUGUAAUUGUUCUGUUAAUUGAAAAAGUGGCUGCCACUCUAAUAAUUCCCCUACAUGUAUUUUGAUCAUAUUCAAAUAUCUAUCACCUUUCCUUGCCUGUCCAGUAACUGGCUCUCUCUUCCCCAAAUGAUCCCUAUCCUGCUUUUGUAUCGUAUUUUAAAAUCUCCUUUUUACACAUGAGGGAAACCAUAUGAUAUUUCUCUUUUAGUCUAGCUUAUUUUGCAUAACAUGAUCUCCAGUCCCACCCAUUUCCCAGUAAGUGACAUUUCAUUUUUCUUUAUAACUGAAUGCAUUGCAUUGUGUACACACCACAUACUUUUUCAUCCACUGAUCUGUUAAUGGGUAUGUCAUCUGAUUUCAUAACUUGGCUAUUGUGAACAGUGUCAUAAUAAAUGUGGAUGUGUGGGUA
Messenger RNA from Mastomys coucha (southern multimammate mouse), 2457 nucleotides. It is a transcript of the gene Rtp2, whose product is annotated as receptor transporter protein 2. Gene Ontology annotation, cellular component: cell surface. The transcript has 2 exons. Lineage: Eukaryota; Metazoa; Chordata; Mammalia; Rodentia; Muridae. Bases 97 to 768 code for a protein of 223 amino acids. Gene Ontology annotation, biological process: protein insertion into membrane; protein targeting to membrane; detection of chemical stimulus involved in sensory perception of bitter taste. The record is from RefSeq and is a predicted model, not a curated record. Gene Ontology annotation, molecular function: olfactory receptor binding.